GAACGGUUCAUGCUCCUGGGCACAAAAUCCAGCAUUAAGCCAGCGUACCGGGCAGCCGAAAACAUUUCUACCUCGCCAUUCCACUUGUUAGAUUCAAAACCCUCGUCGGCUCGGGCCGAAGUCGCGGAUCGUCUCUUUCUCUCUAAUUCUCUCGCUGGAAACCAUGUUCUCCGCCAGCAAGCUCAAAUCGGUCGAUUUCUACAGGAAAAUACCUAGAGACUUGACGGAGGCAUCACUUUCAGGUGCUGGAUUAUCUAUCAUUGCAGCACUUUCUAUGAUGUUUUUAUUUGGAAUGGAGCUGAAUGAUUACCUUACAGUGAGCACAUCUACAUCAAUAAUUGUUGAUAAAAGUACAGAUGAGGAGUUCUUACGCAUUGACUUUAAUAUAAGUUUUCCUGCACUCUCAUGCGAAUUUGCAUCAGUUGAUGUCAGUGAUGUAUUGGGAACAAACAGGUUGAAUAUUACAAAAACUGUUCGCAAAUUUUCAAUAGAUCCCAAUUUAAUACCAACAGGAUCCGAAUUCCACCCGGGACCUAUCCCGAAAGUAAAUAGACAUGGAGAUGAUACUGAAGAAGAAUAUGGUGACGGUUCAAUUUCUUUAACUGCCGACAAUUUUGAGAAACUUGCACAUCAGUAUCCCGUUUUGGUUGUCAAUUUUUAUGCACCUUGGUGUUAUUGGAGCAAUCGCCUGAAACCAUCAUGGGAGAGGACUGCUAAAACAAUGAGAGAAAGAUAUGAUCUUGAAAUGGAUGGGCGAAUUCUCUUGGGAAAGGUUGAUUGUACUGAAGAAGGUGGACUGUGCAGGAGGCAUCAUGUCCAGGGCUACCCAUCUAUUCGCAUUUUCCGCAGAGGGAGUGAUAUUAAGGAAAAUCAUGGACACCAUGACCAUGAAUCUUAUUAUGGAGAACGAGACACGGAAAGUUUAGUUGCGGCAAUGGAAUCUCUGGUUGCACCUGUUCCAAGAGAGUCCCAUAAACUGGCAUUGGAGGAUAAAUCCAAUCAAACCACUGAUACAGCAAAACGGCCUGCACCAUUGACUAGUGGAUGUAGAAUAGAAGGUUUUGUGCGUGUCAAAAAGGUUCCGGGCAACCUUGUCAUCUCAGCUCACUCAGGAGCACACUCCUUUGAUCCAUCCCAAAUAAACGUGUCGCAUGUCAUUUCGCAAUUUUCAUUUGGUAAGAAGCUCUCCCCAAGGAUGGUGUCUGAACUGAAGAGGCUAACACCAUAUCUUGGUGGAAGCCAUGAUCGGUUAACAGGUCGAUCAUACAUAACUAAUCAUGCCGAUGUUACUGCAAAUGUUACUAUUGAGCAUUACCUUCAAAUAGUAAAGACUGAGAUAGUAUCAAGAAAAUCUUCUCAGGAAUUUAAAUUGCUAGAGGAGUACGAGUAUACGGCCCACAGUAGUUUGGUGCACAGUUUGCAUAUUCCUGUUGCCAAAUUCCAUUUUGAGCCCUCUCCUAUGCAGGUCUUGGUAACUGAAGUUCCAAAGUCCUUCUCACACUUCAUUACAAAUGUUUGUGCUAUCAUUGGAGGCGUUUUUACGGUUGCUGGAAUACUGGAUGCUAUCCUGCACAAUACAAUCCGGCUUAUGAGAAAGGUUGAAUUAGGAAAACAUUUGUGAUGGGGAAAGGUUCAAUUUUGAUUGCGGAGGGGGCCAAAAUGUUGCCCAUUCCCCUUGCUAGCAAUUCUAUUUUAUUGUUUUUACUCAGCAGAUGAAUCUUUUUGUCACAAAAACAGAAGCAUUGGCCACUGUAAUCGAAACCUAGCAAAUGCAUAAAUAGAAAAUAUUCUUUCCCAGAA
Messenger RNA from Phoenix dactylifera (date palm), 1800 nucleotides. Its product is annotated as protein disulfide isomerase-like 5-4. The record is from RefSeq and is a predicted model, not a curated record. Gene Ontology annotation, cellular component: COPII-coated ER to Golgi transport vesicle; endoplasmic reticulum. Lineage: Eukaryota; Viridiplantae; Streptophyta; Magnoliopsida; Arecales; Arecaceae.